Messenger RNA from Colletotrichum navitas, 971 nucleotides. RefSeq lists its product as uncharacterized. Lineage: Eukaryota; Fungi; Ascomycota; Sordariomycetes; Glomerellales; Glomerellaceae. The transcript has a single exon. The record is from RefSeq and is a predicted model, not a curated record. Bases 120 to 695 code for a protein of 191 amino acids.
AAAAGAGAGAGAGAGAGAGAGAGAGACGGAGUAAAGUCAAGUCGCAGUCAUGACUGCCUGCCUACCUGCACACACUAUCGAACUCACAGAGUCCGAACCAGAACUCUGGCGGUUUUCGGAUGGUCCUCCGAUCCACUGGCUACCAUCCCAGCAGUGACGGAAAAGACGUAAACCUGCCUGCUUGGCUAAGAAGCCGUUGGGAAAUGCCCAAUGACCAAAUCAUCCCGCAGCGAUCGACGUUCUCGACCGUCUUCGACCCUCCAUCCACUCCAUUUUUGUUGCCCUAUUCUCUCCCCGUUUGGUUGACGUAUCAAGAAUCGGCAAUCCUCGCCGUUCUUGUCCUCUUUGCUCCGUUACCCUCCGCACUCGCUCGUGUACUAUGUAGCCCACAUACCUCGGCCCUCCCUCCUUCUUCGGGCUCCAUGCCACCUUAUCAAAGCCUCGAUCUGCAUCUAGAACAUGCUCCCAUCUUCCCCUCCUCCGUCUGCCUCAUUCGCUGGCAACUCCGUUAUCUUGCUUCACACGACUUGACUCUCUCUCUCUCUCUCUCUCUCUCUCUCUCUCUCUCUCGUCUUACAACCACCCGUUGCACAUUCCGUCAAACUCCGUCUCACCCCAGCCACUGCACGCGGAGGCAACGUCCAACUCGCCCCUCGGUGUACUAUGCCGACGGCGACCUGUCAUCGUCACAUUGACCCCCAUACGAACUCGGGCUCCCAAAGGUCUCCUGAAUUAUUGCCAAUAGCCACCCUACCGCGUGCCUGCAACAUUGGGGAAAAGCCUGCGUGAGCCAACAUGCAGGCCGUAGUGUAUGUGUACGUGUAGACUGAGCGGAUGACACAUUGUGCGCAACACUAGACCCUUGUUCUACACCCCACGAUUCGUCGAUGCAACUGCACCACCGCUUACACAGCCCUCAGGACUAAUCUGCGUCUGGCUUCUGUGUAGUGUAAUACAAUGUACCUAGCCUA